This is a messenger RNA of Amoebophrya sp. A120, 1694 nucleotides long. The record is from the annotation of a GenBank genome assembly. NCBI's taxonomy places the organism in Eukaryota, Dinophyceae, Syndiniales, Amoebophryaceae.
AUGCCGGCCCCCGCGAUGUCUCAAGCCGCGAUCGCGAAGCGCGAUCAGUUGACGAAGUCCACGAAAUUAUCCCUGAAAGUGGAUGCCCAGGUCUUCCUCCGAAUCGCCAAGCACGCAAAACAGACGUACCCAAACAGUGCUUCCGGAUCCCUUUUGGGCUUGGACGACGGGAAGAACGUGCGGGUUACCAACUGCUUUUCCUACAAAACCAAGCAGGACGGAGAGCCGUCGGACAACUUUCUGGAGUACCAGUACGGAGUUCUGAAGGCUAUCGAAGAGGUGCGCGGGGACGCAAACGCUGUUGGAUGGUAUAGAGGUUUUUGCAUUUAUUUUACAAGGUGGUGCGUAUCUAUUGGUAUUGCAUUAUCACCAUCACAUCCUUUUUUACAGUUCGCGUCUCUGCAUGACAAAAUGAUGCUCAUCAUAUGAUAAAUUAUCCAAAGGUACGAGUCAACGCACCACGGUAUUUUCCUCACGGAGGCAUUCAUUGAGAACCAGUACCAGUUUCAGAAGGAGGUCCCGUCCGCGGUGGUUCUGGUAUACGACCCAGCAAAGCAGAAGGUGGGCACCUGCGGCUUCAAGGCCUACAGGCUCACAGACGCGGCGAUGCACAAAAAACUCACCAUGAACAUCGACGAGGUACUAGUUUAAGAUGAUUUUGAAGAUAUCUUUUGGCAUGAUAAAGUGAAUGCAGAAUGAAUAUUUACUACGACUUGGACACCACUUUGUGCGUCUUGCGCCUAGUAGUAGUGUAUGAUAAAAAAUUAUUGACCCGAAAUAAGAAUUACAAUUAUCCGAUGUUCAUGUUAAAUUCACUUCUAUCCCUAUGAAACACGACAGGACACGGACCCUUUCGCAGACUUCCCGUCUUCCGACCUUUUGGAGGAGGUCCCGGUCUACGUCCACUGUUCCCCGUUGGUCGAAACCUUGAUGCUUCAAAUGGACGCCCAGUCCACCGCUGCGUUUGAUUUGGACUCCGCGGGCCCGGCCAUGGACCGCAACCUGCAGCUCUUGCUCGAAUCUUUGGAAGAGCUGUCCCAGCAGCAGCGGGAGAUGCAGAUGUACGAACGGCUGACGCGGGCGCAGAAGGAGAAGCAGCAGAAAACGCAGCGGGUGCCGAAAGCGGUGGAUACCCUGAACCUGACCAAGCAAAUCCAGGCCCACUGCGCCACGGUGGAUGAGCACGCACAGGACACGUUCGCGAAGCUGUUUUUGUUGGACGCGAAAAUCAGCAAGGACCCGAAGGACGGCAACAGCAAGGUCAGGACGGUCAUGGAAAAAUUGCAGAACUAAAAAAUUAUACUAGUUCUUGUGCGAUGUUGAAGAUGAGCAGUAUUGUGGUGGAAUCAGCUGCAAAUACUUGACACAUCUACGGCCAGCGGUUUUGGUUUCACACAAGCAACCGCAGAAAAAGGAUAGCAGUACACUGACUAUAUUAAACGAAAGGAUUUCAACAUCACCGAAUCGGCAAGAUGAAAUGCAAAUCUUGUGCUGGACGAGCCAAUAAAUCUGCUGGGGUACAUCAACUCUACGUUUUUAGAACUAGAAGUAGGAGCCGCGAUACAAGAACUUGUACCACUGGAAACAGCGGGAUGAAAUGAAAUUCGUACCUUUUCAGAAUUCGUCGAUUUAUGCAUCUAACGACAUUGCGUGCGCAAAUUGUUUUUAGGAUUACCAUUUACUACUACUCCAAC